Molecule: messenger RNA, 6336 nt
Organism: Pseudoliparis swirei
Lineage: Eukaryota; Metazoa; Chordata; Actinopteri; Perciformes; Liparidae
Gene: pde8a
Product: phosphodiesterase 8A
Exons: 22
Coding region: 610-3066 (818 amino acids)
Biological process (GO): cellular response to epidermal growth factor stimulus; positive regulation of ERK1 and ERK2 cascade; signal transduction
Molecular function (GO): 3',5'-cyclic-AMP phosphodiesterase activity
Source: RefSeq, a predicted model, not a curated record
CUCUUGGGUGGGGGAGGACGACUACACAUACAAACCUUGGACACGAAUUAUGGAUACAACUAUUGCAUGAAGCUGGCGGAGGGACUGCAUGGUGUGUUUUGUAGGCCCAGGUUUACUUGAUAACAGUGAAGUUUAGAAAUGAGAAAAUGGUGAUGUGGUAUGAAGAAGGUGAGAAUAGGAGCCUGAUACACAUCACCCAUUGGGAUCUGAGCAGCUCAGCUGAAGAAUACUGGAAUCCAAGUUUUCAAGGAUAAGACGGCUGCUUUGAUUAAGGACCUCCAAUUAACUUCAUAUGAAAAAGAGAGGGAGGAAAUCAGCUUUCUGGUCAGGGGGUGGGGGAUAGAGAGAUAUAUUAUUCAUGCCUUGUGUUAGAGCAAUUGGAGAACCAGCUUUGCUGUGGCCUAGAUGAUAUAUAUGUAUAUAUGUAUAUAUAUAUAUAUGUAUGUGUAUAUACAUAUAUAUGUGUAUUUAUUUAUGUAUGUAUUAAAAUAGUAAACCUUAAGAGGAAGAGUGGACCUUAAUAUACAAAAAAGAAAGGGCGAAUGACACUCGGGUAGCCUCAAAGUAAAGCACUUGCGUAAAAAGCAAACGGCUGAAGUGGGUUGAAGCAUGGGCUGUGCUUCAAGUAUUCAUAUCUCUGAUAGGGUGGUCUACCACAGUGGAAAAGAGUCCGAGGAUUCCCACUCACCCCAGCAGACUAAUACCACUCAGCAUCAAGGAAAUCCUGCCUUGGGACUACCCCUAAAACCCCCAAGCUGCAAGACCACAUUAACAGAGGUGCAAUUUGGACCAAUGAAGUUAUUUAAAGAGCCGCUUCAGGUACUUUUAGUUUUUGCCAAAGAGGACAGUCAGAGUAAUGGCUUCUGCUGGGCAUGUGAGAAGGCCAACUUCAGGUGCAGCAUGGCACGAACACCCGAGUCGGCUCUUGAAUGCUUCUUGGAGAAGCAUCAUGACCUCGUCAUCAUUGACCACAGACAUUCCAGACACUAUGAUGCGGAAGCUCUAUGCCGGUCAAUUAGAGCGGUCAACUCUUCAGAAAACACUGUGAUAGUCGCCGUUGUAAAAAGGCCGGACAGAGAGGAAGCCUCUGUGAUGCCCCUGAUCAAUGCCGGCUUUAAUAGGAGAUAUGUGGAGAAUGCCAAUACGAUGGCCUGCUAUAAUGAGCUGCUACAGUUGGAGCAUGGAGAGGUGCGGGCGCAGUUCAAACUCAGGGCUGGAAAUGCUAUUUUCACUGCUCUAGAACAAAGCCAGGAGGCCAUAGAGAUCACUUCUGAAGAUCAAGUAAUUCAGUAUGUGAACCCUGCCUAUGAGUCCAUAAUGGGCUACCAACAAGGCGAGCUAAUAGGAAAGGAAAUAAUAGAAGUGCCUAAAAGUGAGAAGAAUAAGCCUGAUCUCCUUGAAACAAUAAAUUCUUGCAUAAGGAAAGGAAAGGAGUGGCAGGGGAUUUAUUAUGCCAAAAAGAAGAAUGGAGACAGCAUUCAGCAAAAUGUGAAGAUCACACCUGUAAUUGGGCAGGGAGGAAAAAUCCGACACUAUGUGUCUAUCAACUGGCCUUUAAAUGAUAAUAAUAAGAGUGAUAAAUCCACUGAAUGUGUGCAGGCAGAGUCUCAAACAGACAUCCAAUCCAGUAAGCACAAAGACCGGAGAAAAGGCUCUCUGGACGUAAGAUCCACAACUUCUCGGGGGAGCGAUGGGAGCUCACAGCGAAGGCACUCUUCAAUGGCCCGAAUCCACUCCAUGACUAUAGAAGCUCCCAUCACCAAGGUAAUAAACAUCAUCAAUGCAGCGCAGGAAAGCAGUCCUCUGCCUGUGGCAGAGGCCUUGGAUCGGGUACUGGAGAUCCUGAGGACAACUGAGCUCUACUCCCCACAGCUGGACACCAAGGAUGAAGACCCCCAUACGAAUGACCUUGUGGGGGGGCUGAUGAUGGAUGGUUUACGCAGAUUGUCAGGAAAUGAAUACAUCUUGUCCACAAAACAGCCCCACCAUAUGCCCAGUCACCUGACAACUCCUCUGUGUUUAAAUGACAUCCCUCCUCGUAUUGCCGAGACCAUGGAAAAUGACGACUCGUGGGAUUUUGACAUUGUCAACUUGGAGGCUGCAACCAUGAAACGGCCUUUGACUUACUUGGGCAUGAAGAUCUUCUCCCGGUUUGGGGUCUGCGAGUUCCUAAACUGCCCUGAGGCCACUUUGCGCUCCUGGCUACAAGUGAUUGAAGCUAACUACCACUCCAGUAACUCCUACCAUAACUCUUCUCAUGCAGCUGAUGUCCUGCAUGCAACGGCUUACUUUCUCUGCAAGGAGAGGGUCAAGCAAAGUUUGGAUCCCAUCGACGAGGUGGCUGCCCUGAUUGCUGCCACUGUGCAUGACGUGGACCACCCGGGACGCACCAACAGCUUCCUGUGCAACGCAGGAAGUGAAUUGGCCAUCCUCUACAAUGACACUGCUGUUCUAGAGAGCCACCACGCAGCUCUUGCCUUCCAGAUCACUACCAGAGAUGAUAAGUGCAACAUAUUCAAGAACAUUGAAAGGAAUGAAUAUCGAACACUUCGACAGGCCAUCAUUGAUAUGGUGCUCGCGACCGAGAUGACCAAACAUUUCGAACACGUCAACAAAUUUGUCAACAGCAUCAACAAGCCACUGGCUGCUCUGGAGGAGAACGGGGGAAACAAUGAUGAGGAAUCUGUCAAAAGCAUUCUGACAUCCCCUGAGAAUCGCAUCCUCGUCAAGCGGAUGCUGAUUAAGUGUGCAGACAUCUCCAAUCCAUGCAAGCCUCAGGAACUCUGUAUAGAAUGGGCCGGACGCAUCUCAGAGGAGUAUUUUGCACAGACGGAUGAGGAGAAGAGACAAGGCCUACCGGUGGUUAUGCCUGUGUUUGACAGAAACACGUGUAGCAUCCCAAAGUCCCAGAUUUCCUUCAUAAACUACUUCCUUACCGACAUGUUUGACGCAUGGGAUGCUUUCGCAGAUCUCCCCAAUCUUAUGCAGCACCUGGACAAUAACUUCAAGUACUGGAAAGGCCUGGACGAGAGGAAGCUGCACAGCCUGCGACCGCCUCCAGAGUAGGACCGCUGCUGUGUUCAGCCCUGGGACCUUGAGGUCCGGGGCAGCCCUCCUCUUUCCUGCUGGGGCGUCUCUCUCCCUGCCAGCCCAGUUAGCCAAAAGGCCUCCUCGCCUUCACUCUCCUGCUUCUGUAGCACGCCGAGUGUCCAUAUUUCUGUCCAUACAGAAACCACAGAGGGACUUUUUGACAGGCAGUUUGCAGCAGUGACACUGCUGGCGUUAUGACCCUGUGAAAUAAAAACUGUGACAAACAGACACACAGCCUCCUUAUGAACUUCUCGUGCCUCAUGGCCAUUCGCAAUGUAGCUGGUCAAGUGACAUGACUGCGAGAGGGUCCUUACAGGCCUCCGUCCCCUAACAUGGGCACUCCUUCCUGCCUGUGAAGUUGCUGUUUGAGUAAAACAACUGGUUGUUUACUGAAGGAGCGAGCAACACUGGACGAUGGAAGUGUGGCUUGAAUAUGAAAAUGUCCGAACCACGUAAGGCCAUAUAAUCACCUUUGACCUCCAUCCCUGUGCUUGCAAAAAGGCAAAACUGCUCCUUUUGCCCAUGGAGGCCACACCAUGGAAUUACACUCCACUGCUCUUUUUUAAUUUAAUUUUAUUUUUGGCAAUAUUUGUAUGUGUCCUUCAGAAACAAGUUGACAUUUCGGUCACAACAGACAUGUGGGAGGGGAUGCUUUCUUUAUGGGUCAAGGAGUGGAUCUUUACUUUAGGCCACUGCUGAGAGACAAAAAAAACAACAUAAUGAUCAUAGAAGUUAAUUAAUUUCAGAUGAUUUGGUUUGUUCCUUUUUCUUAGGUGUUCCAUUUUUCUAUAUUAAGAUUCACAAACAAAUUAGUUGAUAAAUAAAUAAGAACUAAAUUAAUUUCAGAAAGAGAGAGAAAAGCCAAAGCUGAUGAAUACAAAUACUAAUAUAUCUUAAACAAAUUAAUAAUCACAAUAAUUAUUCAUAUGAAGCAUUACCAUAAUAAACAUUUUUUUAUUUUCUUAUCAAAAGUACAGUACCAGUUUGAAUGAACACUUUUGUAUUGCACUGUAAACAAUAUUACAAAUGUAUACGUCUCAGUGAUUUGUCCAGGGAUGGGAUGUUGCAUUGUAGAAUAAGCUGUUAUUGUUCAUCAUCAGGAGUUUGUGUGUGUGUUUGCGCACAGGGCGGGUGUGCGCGUGGGGUGGGUGUGCGUUUGCGUGUGUUUAUGUGUGGGUGUGUUUGGGUCGUAGGUGUGGGCGCGUGGGUGUAUUCAUUGUUGCAACAGUCCCUUACUCUUGGUUUAAUGCUGUAAACCGCUUGACAUUUGACAACAGCAGAAAUAUGUGAAAACAUUUUGGACUUGAAAAUGUUUUCUCCCAGAAUUUUUUGUAUCUGGUUUAUCCUACUGAAAAGACUGCCUUAUUUUAUACAAUAUUUAUACAGUACUUCCCACUGUGCAACUGCAACGGACAUCUGGAGUUUUUAUUAUGACAUAGUCAGAAGGUUAUGUUCAAGUAAAUCUCAAUAUUUUUAUAGACAAUGAAUUUUACACUGGAUUUGCAGCAAAUGAGAUCAACCGUUAUAGCUAUCUGAAUACCUGUGAAUUGGAUGGUCACACUCGGCAUGUAUACAGAGAACUAAAUGGUUAAGAAGGAUGUGGAUCACAGAGUUGUCUAUCAUUGUCUCCUAGAGGCCAGCUUGCAUUUAUUUUUUAUCAAACCAUUCUAUUUUGGCCACAUGUCCAACAUCCUUAUGCACAGACCCCGGGAACCGCUUUAUGUUCAAGGCUGGUUUCAGAUUAGGAUACUAAUAUAUGUUAAGGAUUGUCGCUUAUUAAGAAUAUUUCAUCUUUAAACAGCAUAUAAAUGCCAUAACAGCUAAGCAAAUUAUGGUCAUUGAGAUGUUUUGACCAUGGUUAUCUUUGUUUCUCUCUUAUGACAGAACUGUACACUCAAUCAGGGGAUUGUUUGUUCCUUCUGAUUCACAACUUGGUCUGAAGGCACGGGGGAGGAAAAAUAGAAACUAUUCAAUAAAAAAUAAAAUAAUAUCAAUUAUAAGUUUGCAGUUUAUUUCCUGCAAUGAUUCAACCUGUGUUCUCAUUACUUAUGUCACAUUUAUCUUUUUUCUCUCAUUCUUUAUAAGACUACAAUAUGCCUUAUAAAUGUAUUUGAUAUUUGCUCUGAGUCUGUCUAGCUUUCUCACUACCUCUUUAGGUUACUUCUUUUACUAGUUUUUAGAGCAAUAAGUAAGGACUAUAUUUUAGUUUUUUGAAUAGAGGAAGAAGAUAUGUCUCAAACUACAUAGUGGCUGGUUCUGACACCUGAGUGUACGUCCCAUAAAAUGAACAAUAGAGAACAACUUUAAACUAAUUUAACUUAACUGAGAUGGCACAUAGAACCAAUGUGCUUUUCUUAUUCCAGACUGCCUAACAUUAGAAAACCCGAUCUCCACAGGAGAGGAACAAGUAGUAUAAACAGCCUUAUUCAUCUUUUUAGUGCCACUCAAUAUUCAUCAAUUACAUUUGUCUAUUUUUAAGAACACAUAACAGAGUGCAUAGUGUAUUGAAAUGAUCAAGUCUGUGUUUAAUUGGCUAUGAAGUCAACUUUUCCUUUGUAACUGUUUUUUGUGUGUUUCUUUUAAAGGUUAAAUAUUCUUGAUUUAUGGUUGAGGUCUGGGAAUUAUCGUGGUUUGGUUUAAAUAAACAGUAUGACUAAGAUAAGUAAAUGAUUGUGGUCGUGGUUAAAAGAACACUAUGUUGGCUGGUAAAAGGAAAUGGGAAAUAAACAAUGGUCUCCCAUGUCUAAAUCACUUUGUGGACCUAUCUAUCGACCGCAAACUCCUCUUUCAUGGGUUUUAAAAACUAAAAAUGAUGUCAUUCAACUUGUAAAUUUGUUCCUGGCAAACAAGAGUUAGUAAUUCCCAUUGCUGCUAGAGGUACUUGUCAGCUAAAUGUAGCUUACAUUUUAAGCAAUUUAAUGCCCCCCCCCAUACAUUUAUUGUCAGAUUUUUGUAGAAUAUAUGUUUGCACAUUCAUUAUGCACACUUUAUGUCAAGUUGUCUGAUUACUCCAUGUGCUAAAUGUGUCUGAACUCAGUCAGAAUGGCUUUCCAUUCAACUAAAUUGGCCCACAAUCAAUAACGCAGUGUCACUAAUAUUGCUAGAUUUUUUUUAUUUCUAGAAAGAGUACACUGGUACCUUUGGCUCAUAUUUUUUAUAAUUCAUAAUUUCAGACAGUAAAUGCCUCUCUCGAUUACGUAAUUGCCUUGACGAUAUCAGGGACAACAAUUAAAAUAAGUUCUGGAA